Molecule: messenger RNA, 1652 nt
Organism: Aricia agestis (brown argus)
Lineage: Eukaryota; Metazoa; Arthropoda; Insecta; Lepidoptera; Lycaenidae
Gene: Ttd14
Product: TRPL translocation defect protein 14
Exons: 9
Coding region: 170-1624 (484 amino acids)
Biological process (GO): photoreceptor cell maintenance
Molecular function (GO): GTP binding; phosphatidylinositol binding; phosphatidic acid binding
Source: RefSeq, a predicted model, not a curated record
AUAGAAUUCGAUCUUUCAUUUCGUUGCGCGCCUGUCAGGCGAUGCGCAGAGAAUUGUGAUGGCUCUUUUUAUUACUUUUAAAUAUUUAUCAUUUUUAUGAUAUUAAUACUAUCCCUGGUACAACUGGGUAGUGUAAUUUAGUAUUAGUGUUAAUUAUUUUCCAAGAAAAAUGGCAAAUCAGCCGCAAAAGAUUGUGUAUAAACUGGUACUAACUGGUGGGCCUUGCGGUGGCAAAACAACGGGGCAAUCGCGUUUGAGCACGUUCUUCGAAAAUCUAGGAUGGAAGGUGUUCCGGGUGCCGGAAACGGCUACUGUCCUUCUAAGCGGAGGCAUCAAGUUUGCAGAUCUCAGCCCAGAUGAAGCGGUGAAGUUUCAAGAGAAUCUGUUGAAGACCAUGAUUCAGAUUGAGAACACUUUCUUCGAGUUGGGGCGAACGUGUCAGAGGAAUUGCCUCAUCAUUUGCGACAGAGGAGCCAUGGAUGCCAGUGCAUUUAUAUCGAAGGAGACUUGGGAGUCGAUGCUGCAUGCCAACAACUGGCACUCCGUGGAGUUGCGCGACAACAGAUACAACCACAUCGUACACAUGGUGACUGCGGCGAAUGGCGCUGAGGACUUCUACUCCACUGAGGACCACGCAUGCCGGUCGGAGGGUAUGGAGUUGGCUCGGGAGCUGGACUACAAAGCGGCAGCAGCGUGGAUCGGCCACCCGUACUUCGACGUGAUCGACAACUCCAGCGAUUUCGACAAGAAGAUGAACCGCCUCAUCGCCUGUGUCUGCCAAAGAGUCGGCAUCGACACCGGAGACAGAUUGAACGUCAACUCCAAGAAGCGCAAGUUCCUCGUCAAGACGCCGCUCGUGCCCGACUCGGAGUUCCCUCCCUUCCAAGACUUCGACGUCGUACACAAUUAUCUGCAGAGCGACUACCGCAAGGCGCAAGUCAGGCUGCGCAAGCGCGGGCAGAAGGGCCACUGGUCGUAUAUCCACACGAUGCGCAAACUCCACCCCACCAACGGCCAGUCGGUGGAGAUCAGGACGCAGCUCACUCACCGCGACUACCUGAACAUGCUGCCCCAGCGGGACGACGCCCAUUUCACCAUCUUCAAGAAACGCCGCUGCUUCAUACACGAGAACCAAUACUACCAGCUCGACAUUUACAGACAACCUACACAUCCCAGGUGCCGGGGUUUAGUACUGCUAGAAACAUACAGUGCAGCAUACGACCAAGACGCACUUCUCGCAAGUUUACCAAAGUUCCUAGUUAUUGAAAAGGAGGUGACCGGUGACCCGGCAUACUCCAUGUACAAUCUGUCGCUGAAGGAAGACUGGAAGACCUCGACAAAAUACUACGCGGGCUCUGACGCCAAUGGGCGAGGUAAACACAUUACCAAUGGUCAUAGUACACACAAAUGUAAUGGACAUGCCAAAGUUAAUGGUCAUGUGGGGAAGGAGAAUGGCCAUGUUGAUAAAGUAAAUGAACACAGCUGCAACGGACAUGCAGCGGUUAACGGUCAUGGACCCAUGAAUGGACACAGCGAAGAAGCAAAAUCCUCGAGAGAACAGAAUGGACACAAUAACGUCAAGCUUACCAAUGGCAUUGAUGCCAGGACGCCUUUAAAAACAUAAUUUGUAAUACAUGAUCUAAUCUAUCUUU